AUGGCGAAAACAAUUAGGAAAACCGGGCAAACCUCUGGGAAUGUGCCAAAUCAACCACCUUUACAAGGUGUAGCAGAGGAUGAGCCACAGCAAAGGGAGAUUGAUCGGCAGCGCCAAGAACUGAAUGGGUGGCAAGCUGACAUGGACCACCAAAAAAGGGACGCCACUGCAGCCUUGGAAGCAGCCAUUCAACAGGCACGAGGACAGCCUGCACUUGUCUCCCAACCAGUUCAGCCACCUAGCACUCACCCUCAAGAAAAUCCACAUACAGAGCAUCCCCAACAAUACCAUAAUCCACCGCAACCAAGGAAUCCUCAAAGGCCAGAGCAACCCUCUGCUGCUCAACAUGAGAGGUCGGUCUAG
Molecule: messenger RNA, 363 nt
Organism: Humulus lupulus (European hop)
Lineage: Eukaryota; Viridiplantae; Streptophyta; Magnoliopsida; Rosales; Cannabaceae
Exons: 2
Coding region: 1-363 (120 amino acids)
Source: RefSeq, a predicted model, not a curated record